Macadamia integrifolia is the source of this 2703-nucleotide messenger RNA. RefSeq names its product E3 ubiquitin-protein ligase MBR1-like. Lineage: Eukaryota; Viridiplantae; Streptophyta; Magnoliopsida; Proteales; Proteaceae. The transcript is spliced from 9 exons. Bases 783 to 2474 code for a protein of 563 amino acids. The record is from RefSeq and is a predicted model, not a curated record. Gene Ontology annotation, molecular function: ubiquitin protein ligase activity.
GGAUAAUACCACGCCGUGAAGUCUCUGCACUCUCCAAAUUUGCUCCUAUCAAAGUCUAAGCUCCGAUGAGAAGCUUUCGGAUAAACUCUCCCUCUCUCUCUCUCUCUCUACAUUCUUUGAGAAAAGGAUAAAUGACGAAUCAAAGCCGAUGGAGUGAGACAUUCAUUUGAUUAAUCCAGACAAACGCUACCCCGCCACCAGAGAACCCUAAUCUCUCUCUCUCUCUCUCUCUAAAACUCAUCUGUUAAAUCCAGACAAACACUACCCCCACCAGAUUUUUCCACCGAAAUCUUAAUCUCUCUCUCUCUCUCUCUCUGUCUUCGAUUUUGGUUCUUAGAAUUUGAUUCUGGGGGGAAUCGAAAGCUUUGGAUUGUAAGAGAAACGUAAAGGUCAGACUAAGGCGAUUCAGCUGGAAGCUAUUGCGUAUUUGCGCAUGAGGCUUUCGUGGGUGCAUCAGACUCCACAACGACAUUUUCAGAUAGAGAUUGGUGGAGUUUGCAAAGGACGGCUACCUGUAUUUUCUCCUGAUAACGCUUUUAUUAUCAGCGCUUGGAUCAUCAUAUACAAAUUCGUUUUCGGGUUGGUUUUGGUACCCCGAAUCUCCUUCUCUUGUUCUUCCCUUCUAAGUAUCAGAAACGAGCCACCUCGCCAUCGAAAGUCUAUCCUUUCGGCCAGGAUUAAAAGAAAAGAUUUAAAAGGAAAAUAUAGCAAUCACGUGCUGCAAAUUGGUGCAAACACCAUUUAAGGAGGAUCCUUUCAUUUAACUAAAGGCACCGUUGCACAUGGAUGGAUGCAAUGGUAAAAGAGUUGGUGGGCUGGGUGUUGCUAGGAAGGGGUCUGGCCUUGCUUUCAGAGAUUCAUCAAAUAAUGAGGAUCGAAGCAUUCAAUACUGUAAUCGACUAGGUUGUAGCACCAGACUCAACUCAUCAAAGGGUGGUGAGAGUAGUAGUUCAGACAGAACCAAAUAUUCAAAGCCUCCUUUCCGUCCAGCAAGUGGAAAGGCAAUAUCUGGGAACUCUACUAAAACAUUCUCUAAUGUGAGUGAUGCUAGAAAGUCUCAACGAUAUGCCCAUAAACCGUCUUCUAACAAGGAAACAGUUCCCUCUGAAACUAUUUGUAAGCAGAGAGAGAGACACAUUUCUGAAUCCAUACCUUCAACUAAUACAAUUCAGACAACACUUGAACCUGAAGAUGUUGAAUCUGGAGUUCUUCGGGGCCUUACUGUGGAUACAUCAGAAGAUGUGGGGAGAUACAAUAUACCAUCAAAUACAAGAUCUCAAAAGAAAGUCCAUCAACAGUCUGGAUCAAGCAGUCAAGAUAUGUGGGGUCCCUCUGUCCGGCGUUCUAUUGCUUCUAAAUCCACCAGUCAGGUUGCAAAACCUGCUUCCCAUAGUCAAGCUGCUAAUGUAAGCCAAUAUGGUCUGAGAAAUCUUGCUUGCACAUCUAUAUCUGAUGUUCUUCCCUCAGGUUGUUCAUCUCCAGACUCCAGUCGCAGGAGGACUGAUGUGAAAAGGAGAAAUGUGGGUGGAGAGAGCUCUACUUCUAGAGCAAAGCACACAAGUGGGUCAUUUCUAGGAGGAAGUUCAAGCACUCAAAGGAAUCCCAUAUCCAAUCCUAGCCUCUCACAUUCUGAACAUUCAUCUUCACAACAGCCUGCAAGGAGAACCAGAAAUUGUCUUCCAAAUAGAGAUGGUGUUACAUCAGUUAGAACACGGAGGACAAUCACUGGUGAGGCCAGAGCAAGGUCCUCUGAACAUGGCACUGGCAAUGAUUUGACACUGCCUGAGUCACCAAUUCCUCGGGCAGAAAAUCUAGUCAAUGAGCUGACUCCAACUUCAUCACUGCAAUUUCCAGCAGAACUUCCCUCUAUUUUCGACCACUCUAAUGGUCAACCAGGUAGUAGCAGUCAGAAUCUACGUAGCAGGCAGAUGGCUCAUACAGAAGGUGGACAUGCCCGCCCUUUCCAUGGUCUCUCUUUUGACAGGGAUGGUUUCCAGAGAUUUAACAUGGAUGGGAUUGCUGAGGUAUUGAUGGCACUUGAGAGGAUUGAGCAAGAUGAAGAAUUGACAUAUGAGCAAUUAGUGAUUCUGGAGACAAACUUGUUUAUGGGGGGCCUUGGCUUUCAUGAUCAGCAUAGGGACAUGAGAUUGGAUAUCGAUGACAUGUCAUAUGAGGAACUAUUGGCUCUAGAAGAGAAGAUGGGUACUGUUAGCACAGCCCUCACAGAAGAAGCAUUGUCAAAAUGCCUUAAGAGAAGCUUCUAUACUCCUGCAUCUCUAGACACAGUGUGUGUGGAUUGUGGAGAUGACGAUGGUGAUGAUGUCAAAUGCAGUAUUUGCCAGGAAGAGUAUGUUGAAGGAGAUGAGGUUGGUAAGCUAGGAUGCGAUCAUUGGUACCAUGUGGUCUGUAUCCACCAGUGGUUGCGGCAAAAGAAUUGGUGCCCGAUCUGCAAGGUGGAGGCAGCUCGUUCUUAAUCCCCGUCAAAAAGUAACCAAUAACCAGUCAUAAGGCUGAUGUCUACUGUAAAAUCCCUUUCAGACCCUUGGUCCCCUGCAAGGUGGAGGCAUCUCCUGCUGUUCCUGUACAUACUAUAUUCCCUUCCAUUAUAAUCAAAUAAGCCAUUUCCUUCAGAACCUUGUAUCCCUUGGUCAUAUGAUCAGUGGGAAAACCUUUUACAUUCUAUAACAUUCAAAUGUUCAUAAA